AUGGAUCUUAUCGAAGAACAAAUUCGUCAAAGAAGUGCAGUCAAAAAUCGUGAAGUGAUCAUUGAUGGGCAAAAAGUGAAAUGGGCAUAUAGGUCCGAGCUCGUCGGGCGCCACGACCUCGAUAAAAAUCACCGAAACACAUGGAUGGCCUAUUUAAUAAUCAUUCUCAUCGGAUUCGGAGCUUUCGUAACAGUAAAAUCCCAAGUUGUGAUGGGUCGAAGACAAGAAAUGGACGCUCGUGAAGCACUUCGAAAAGAGUUGCAAUUGAGUGGAGACGAUAGAAAGAAAGUUGCAGUUGUUUAA
Messenger RNA from Caenorhabditis briggsae, 303 nucleotides. Bases 1 to 303 code for a protein of 100 amino acids. The record is from RefSeq and is a predicted model, not a curated record. NCBI's taxonomy places the organism in Eukaryota, Metazoa, Nematoda, Chromadorea, Rhabditida, Rhabditidae. The transcript has 2 exons.